This is a messenger RNA of Glossina fuscipes, 3952 nucleotides long. It is a transcript of the gene Mnt, whose product is annotated as homeobox protein 2. NCBI's taxonomy places the organism in Eukaryota, Metazoa, Arthropoda, Insecta, Diptera, Glossinidae. Bases 679 to 3747 code for a protein of 1022 amino acids. The record is from RefSeq and is a predicted model, not a curated record. The transcript is spliced from 10 exons. Gene Ontology annotation, biological process: regulation of transcription by RNA polymerase II. Gene Ontology annotation, molecular function: RNA polymerase II cis-regulatory region sequence-specific DNA binding; DNA-binding transcription factor activity, RNA polymerase II-specific; protein dimerization activity.
AUAUAUAUAUAUAUAUAUAAGCAAUAAAUUACAUAAAAGCAUUCGUAUAACGUGAAUGCUAAUGUAGGUGUAUGCGUCUCUGUGUGCCUUUUUUAAACGGAUAGGCGAAUAAGUGAAACUGCGAAGUGUCAGACAAUUUAUAAUAAUAAAAAUUUUGUACAUUGAAAAUUUGUAAUGUUUUUUACUCUUUGUCUCUCCCUUUCUCACUGUCUUGCUGGCUGGACAAAAUUUUUUGUGUUGCGUUUCUAAUUCUUGCAGUUAUUUAAGUGAUUUUAUUAAAUGAAUUUAAAAAUUGAAAUAGAGUAAAUAAAAACUUAAAGUGUUGUUCGUUUAAACGUUUCCAAUAAAAUAGCAACAACAUUUAUUAUUAUAAAUAUAUGUAAAAAUUAACUCCCACCUUCUGUGAAAAUACCCACCAAUUAGGAGUCUCUGUACUGUGGCUAUUAUACUGUUACAGAUAUACCAUAUUAAAUAAAAAGAUCCACCCGUUACUGAAAUAUAAUACAAAUUAAUACAACUACAGCAACUGCAACCACUAAUAAUUUAAGAUAUUAUCUAAUAUUUCUUAGGCAUAUUCUUUAUUACGCGUUACAUAAAUUAUUUAAAGUGUUUCUUUUAACGUUUAAAGUUCAGCAAAGAAAAAAAACGAAACAUUUCUAUUUGGUUUUUCAACUUGAUAUGUCGGAGGGCUUAAAAACGCUCCUCGAAGCUGCUCAAUACAUUGAGCAGCAAGAGAAAUUAAAAUUAUCACCAUUAUCAGCAUCAGCUGUGCCAGCUGCUCUACUCAACUCCGACCAACAAUCGCGUUUCACAGUGCAUGCCUAUGAUGCAGCAACAACAAAUGGCCACCUUAUCAAUAAUAAUAAUAAUAAUAAUAAUAAUAGUACAAGUCAUAGUACGGUUAACCAUAGCAUAAAUAUACGUAAUUCCAAUAUACGUCAUGUGGGGUUAGGCGGUGGCAAUGCUGGAACAGCGACCACCACCACCACCACCACCCUACAAGUUUCAUCAUCGGCCCCUGCUGCAGCGGCUACAUUUCAACAUGUCAAUGGUCAUCAUCCAGCACAUCAUCAUCCCCAACAUCAACAUGCUGCUUCUUCUGCUGCUGCUAUUGCAUUAACCAAUUCGGCUAAUAGUGGCAACAGUGGCGGCAACAGUAACUCUCAUCAUAUACAUCAGCAACGCAACAACAAUAACAACAACAACAACAACAACAACAAUAACAACAACAACAACAACAACAGUCAAUUAAUAAAUGCCAAUCAUCACGAUUAUGAAUUUAAAGGUAGUAGUGAUGGUGGUAGCGCCAGUGUUGGCAGUAACAGCAGCAAUUCGAUUGCUGUGGUGGCGGCAACAGGUGGUACUGCAUCAGUAACGUUAUCACCCCUAAAUGGCAGGUCCAGUGAUGGCCGAGUGUUGGCCAACCAUCAUCAGCUGCAAUUUCAAAUGCACAACGGCAGUAACAACAAUACAAGCAGCACUAAUAUGAUAGUAGAUGAUGUAUCACCGCCGCCUGUGCAACCAACCCAACAGCAUUCGAACUACUCAGUGUCUUUAAGUGGUCAGCUGCAUUCACCACCGCGUAGUUCCGUGGGUAAUCAUUAUAUACAAAUGAUAAACUCUGCUGCAGUGCAGCAGGCAACAAAUAGUAAUGGUCUGUCAAGCGGUACAGGACAUGUAACGCAUGUUACACCCAGAAGGCGUACCAUCAGUUCGAAUAGUAAUGGGGCCGGUACCCGUGAAGUUCAUAAUAAAUUGGAAAAAAAUCGUCGUGCCCAUUUGAAAGAAUGCUACGAAGCAUUAAAAAAUCAAUUAUCUUUAAAAGAUGAAGAUCGCCGAAAAACCUCUAAUUUAGCCAUUUUGGGUGAAGCUUUAAAAUGUGUCCAGUCAUUUCAAAGGCGCAACCAAGAGCUGGAAGCCGAAUGGGAGCAUUUGGCGAAUGAUAAAAUCAAUUUACAAAAACGUAUUGUUAGCUUAAAGCGUGAACUUGGUCCAAAAUAUGAACAAUUGUUUUCGGGUAUAUUUCCUGACAUUGAUUUGAGUUGUAUACCAACAACCAGUGAUAGGGAAAAUCUAAAUGAGACAAUUUCACUGUCAUCGGGUCGUGGUAGUACUUUAUAUAGUUCAUCUAGUUCGCUUUCAAGUGGCGGCAGUAAUGGCAGCAGCAACAGCAGCAGCAGCAGUAACACAAUGUCAUCACCAGUUGGCGCUGGUUUGCAAACUGCUAUACCGACCGCAAUAUCGCCUGUGAUAAAUAAAACUAACAACAGCAACAACAAUUCAACAGUAAAUAUUAUGAACAAUUCCAAUAAUAGCGCAACUUCAUCACCAAUUAAUAACAAUAAUAAUAAUAAUAAUAACGUUUUGCAUAAUUAUCGCAAGAAUGCGACUGCUGCCGCCGCUAUUCAAGCCAUAACAAUUCCCACAAAUACAACCCAUAUCAGUCCUAUGGGUAGUCCAACGGCUUUAAUAACAUUUGGCAGUGCUGGCAAUGGUGGUAAUAUGCCUUUAUCGUUGACCGCCAAAAAUAUAUCAGCAACAUCGGUGACACGUGGCUCUCCGACGCCAUCUACUCCUUCACCGUCGCCGUCUUCGUCGAGUGGUGUAUCUUCAUCUUCGUCUUUGAUCUCCUCGUCACCGCCUAUCAAUGGGGUGAUUAGCAAUAGUCGCAACGUAACUGUCAACAUUCCGAAUGGCUUGAAAUUUCAAGCGACUGUCGGCGCCCUUGGUACCACAAUAACUGGCACAUCCGGUACAACCACUACAACAGCAGCAUCCAUGAUUGUGACAACAACCAACAAUACCAAUAAUGCGGUGGCCACUACUCCUCCGAAUACUACCCCGAUAGGUCAUAAUGGUCGCAAGAAAAGCUUAAGCCUAAGUUGUUCAAAUGGUUUAAUGGAGAAUUCCGGUGGCCACGCCAUGCAAAAGCAGCUGUUAACUGAAGAUGGAGAGCAACCUGCAAAAUUUCUAAAAGUUUUCAACAACAGCAGUACGAACGCAUCCCAAGAUGAAUUAAACAAUGGCAUUAAUAAUGGUAAAAAAACUAAAACCAGUAUUGUUGGUGGUCAAAUGCAAAAACUUGUCUUAAGUGGCACAACAGGAGGCGGAGGAGUUGGUAAUGGUUCAAUUAAUGAACUGUGUCGUCUACCGGGCGGUGCUGAAUUGAAUAUACUACCAAGAAAUGGCAUUAAAACAUCUUCUGUAGCUACUGCAUUUUAUCAUGCAAAUGGUAAAUUAACGUUUGUCAACACACCACCGAAUAGCAACAACAAUAAUAAUAACAAUAAUAAUAAUAAUAAUAAUAACAACAAUAAUAAUAACAAUAACAGCACCAACAACAACAGCAACAACAUCAGCAGCAACAUUACCGUCAAUAGCAGCCAUCAUAUAUCAAAUAUCACCAAUAGUAUCUUUCUGAAAGAAGCAACCAGUGUUACACCGUUGUUGGUGGCAGCAACAACCGUAACAUCUCCUAACGCAACAAAUUCCGCAAAUGGCAUACAUUUCUCAGGCAAUUUCUCUCAAUUAUUGACAGCCGCUAAUAGCACUACUACUACGUUAUGUCAAACGGGAAAUAAUACAAUUGUUGCUGUAUCUGCAUCGCCCAUACCUAUGACAAAAUCUCCGCCAGCAUUAAUUACGCAAAAUGGUAAUAUUACUGCUGUUGCUGCUGCAAGUCCUUUAAACAAUAUUAAUGGCAAGAGUUCAAUUUCAUGGCGCUCUGAAGUUACGCCAACAAAUUAGAAGAAAUUCUAAAUUGUUAUUUAAAAGACGGCAUUAAUUAAGCAACUGAUAGCAAUAUUAGAACAACGUUACAAUGUUUUCUUUCAUUGAUUAAAGGAGAACGAUCGUUUUACGAAACUAGGAAGAACAGCCAGCGACAGUAGCAGCAGUAGCAGCAGCAUCAUCAUCACCACCAGCAGUAGUAGUAGUAGUAAUAGUAGUAACA